This is a messenger RNA of Malus domestica (apple), 1860 nucleotides long. Its product is annotated as protein trichome birefringence-like 4. Gene Ontology annotation, cellular component: Golgi apparatus. Gene Ontology annotation, molecular function: O-acetyltransferase activity. Lineage: Eukaryota; Viridiplantae; Streptophyta; Magnoliopsida; Rosales; Rosaceae. The record is from RefSeq and is a predicted model, not a curated record.
AUGGCGGAUUCUCGGUCAAAUUCAAUCAGGCAUCAUUUGCUUGCAAAACCAAUAUCAGAGUCAGUGACGGUGGUCUGUCCUCGGCCCUCAGUCGCACACAUCUCAGUUAAUCCUUUGAACAUAACCAUGAGCAUCACAAGCCCGCCUUCCAUGAAGCACUCAUCACCUACGAAAGCAGAGCCGAAGGCCCCUUUGCUUUCAAUCUUGUUCUCCAAAAGAAAAUCCAUGGCCUUCACUUAUGUAUUCAUGUUUGCCUUCAUUGCCUGCACUUUCUUUUUGGUUUUCAGCCCGUCUCGCCAAAACGGCCCUCUUCCUCUCCGCUUCAAGAACCUGCUUCAUGCCUCCUUCUACUCUUCUUCUCAGAACCCUAAUGCACAUUUGGUGCUUUCUCGGAGAGACCCUUUUUCCGGGAAACCUAAUUUUUCGCCACAGUUUUAUGAGGUUGCAAGUUUGAAGGGUCAUAAGGUGGAUAAGCAUGAGAUUGGUCUCUCUCAAUUUCCGGAGAAAAACGAAAGCUUGAAGGGAGAUAAUAACAAUGCUCAAUCAUCCAACCCCAUUCUUUUAUUGUCCAACAACACGGAAAUUGAAUUUUCCGGGAAAAUGGAGGGUUCCAGGAGAAGAAACGAGACCAAGAAGCAUGCACAUUCGAAUUCUCCUUCUUCGAAAGAUUCAAAUGGAAAACGUGGCUCGAAGAAGAAAACUGAUAGUAAAAUGAUGUCAUCUAAGAAGCAAGGGAAACAAAGUGAGUUGAAGUCCAAGUUGACGAAUGGCUGUGACAUAUUUGAUGGAAGAUGGGUGAGAGAUGAUUCGUACCCACUUUAUGCUCCGGGGUCUUGUCCUUGGAUCGAUGAGCCUUUCGAUUGUUUUCUGAAUGGAAGGCCAGACAAUGGAUACGAGAGGUAUAGAUGGCAACCAAAACGUUGCAAUAUCCCAAGGUUGAAUGGUAAGAAGAUGUUGAGAUUGUUGACGGGGAAGCGUCUGGUUUUUGUUGGCGAUUCUCUCAACAGGAAUAUGUGGGAGUCUUUGCUAUGUGUUCUUAGAAACUCAGUGGAUGAUAAGAACAAAGUCUAUGAAGUUUCUGGUAGGCAAGAAUUUCGCACAGAGGGCUCUUACUCCUUUGUUUUCGAGGAGUACAACUGUUCCGUGGAGUUCUUUCAAUCACGGUUUCUAGUUCAAGAAUGGGAGAUGCCGGAACCAAGUGGAUCAAAGAAGGAAACGCUUCGCAUUGAUUUGAUUGAGAGAUCCUCUGACAACUACAAAAAUGCAGAUGUUCUCAUCUUCAACACAGGUCACUGGUGGACUCAUGAGAAAACUUCCAGCGGGAAGGGUUACUAUCAAGAGGGUAGCCAUAUUUAUGGUGAACUGAAUGUUGACGAUGCAUUUCGCAAGGCUUUAACGACAUGGGCUCAAUGGAUAGACACCAAUGUAAAUCCUAAGAAAACUGCUGUUUUCUUCCGGGGCUAUUCACCUUCUCACUUUAGAGGCGGAGCAUGGAAUUCUGGAGGGCAUUGCCAUGGCGAAACAAAGCCAACUACCAGCUUGGAAUCCACGGAAUAUGGAGGAGAGUAUCCAACAAACAUGAAAAUCUUUGACUCGGUACUCAAGGGGAUGAAGACGCCAGUCAACUAUCUGAACAUUACAACAAUGACUGAUUUUCGGAAGGAUGCUCAUCCAUCGAUUUACAGAAAGCCGAAUUUAACUGAGGAGGAGCGAAAACGGCCUAUGAUCCAGGAUUGCAGUCACUGGUGCCUCCCUGGCGUUCCUGAUACAUGGAACGAGCUUAUAUAUGCUCAACUCCUCAAACAUAACCAGAAACAGCAUAGACAGAAGAAACAGCAAAAUCAGAGGACAACUUCUUAA